Messenger RNA from Aaosphaeria arxii CBS 175.79, 3718 nucleotides. RefSeq names its product RhoGAP-domain-containing protein. The transcript is spliced from 7 exons. Bases 148 to 3636 code for a protein of 1162 amino acids. Gene Ontology annotation, cellular component: cytoplasm. Gene Ontology annotation, biological process: signal transduction; regulation of GTPase activity. The record is from RefSeq and is a predicted model, not a curated record. NCBI's taxonomy places the organism in Eukaryota, Fungi, Ascomycota, Dothideomycetes, Pleosporales.
UCACUAUCAUCCCUGGGCCGCCGUCCUCUUUCCCAGCAACAAAAGUAAUAUCCUCUCACCACCUUACGCCCUCAACAUCGCAUCGUAUCUCGAUUCGACCAUACUGCUGCCGCCCUCGACUCCUCGUGGGCAUCUACACCUCCUGAGAUGGAGUCGCCCGGUGGAUACCCAGAGUCGCCGCUGGAUCAGGACGACGUAGUAUAUCCGUGCAAAGGCUGCGGAGAGAUCCUCGAGGAAGGAAAAGCAUUUGAGUUGGCUGGCAACCGAUGGCAUAUUGACUGCUUCCGCUGCAACACAUGCGGCACCCUCCUCGACUCCGAUGCCAACCUACUCCUCCUCGGCGACGGUUCCUUGAUAUGUAACAACUGCACCUACAGCUGCAACCACUGCGGCAACAAGAUUGAGGAUCUCGCCAUUCUCACUGGCGAUCAAGCCUUCUGUGCCAAUUGCUUCCGCUGCAGGAACUGCAAGCGCAAGAUCGAGAACCUUCGCUAUGCUCGCACAUCGCAAGGUAUCUUUUGCAUGUCUUGCCAUGAAUCUCUCAUGGCUCGACGACGCAAGAAAUCAAAAAAACCACCCUCUUCUUCUGCAAAAGUGGACAAGUCGCUCCCUGCGCUGCCCCCAAGCGCAUCCACGACGUUCACACCGGACAUCGACACCCCCUCCGACGUUUUCUCGGAGCCAAACACUACGGACGUUUCGCCUCGACCUCCGCACCCAAAGAGAAACGAUUCUUCCCCUGCCAACUUCCGGCGCGAUGCAUCUCCUGCUUCCCUUGAAGACACUCGUAAAGAGACCCUUACUCUUCCCUCGACUACCUACAAAGAACCUUCCCAUUCCGAGUCUUUAGACGCCGGCGACGAUGGCAUUCUACUUCCCUUCGCACUCGACCCCAACACUGCGCCAGGGCCCUCGCCGCUCGGAAAGUCAAGAGAGGCAGCACAGAGUCGCAACAAUGACAGCAAGACCGGGCGCGAUUACUUCAACCGGUCGGGCAAUCACAGGGAAAUGCUCAAGGAGAACCGCUCGCGCUCUGCGUCGGCGGAGCGAAACCAGAGUCCACAUAUCGCAUAUCAGGAGAAGGGUCGACAGCCAUCCGAUGGCCUGAACGACUCGAAGCGCCCCUCGGGUGGAGAUCGACCCACCCGCAGCCAGCUUGCUUCGCCGGCCGGUUCCUCCUCCACAGAAGCUUUCAAACUACAAGAUGUACCGAAGAACAAGAAGGCAGAGUCAAGGAAACAGUCAGAUGCAAGGUCGCCAUCCUACAGCUCUCCGGCUCCGGAUAUGGUCGCCCGUCUGACGAGCCCCCCGCCAGAUUCGCUACAUACAUCUCCCUUAGAUUCAGAGACUUCGCCAGCAACCUCGGGAUCCUCUUACAGCUCUACGCAGCAAGUGGAACGUCCUGCCAGGGGCGAUUCACUGGGACACACACAGCUCAAGCCCAAUGCCAGGAGUCAGAACACCGCACCCUCGCCGACGACACCGACCGCAGCCCGACCCGAACGAAAGGGAUCCUCUACAUCUGCCGGAGCAAACGGUGGUCUCGUCAUCUCUACUCCGAUGGAAUCGCCAGCGUCGAGGUCUAUGAUGGAUCCCCCCAUUCCCCAACGCUCUGCCGGCCGUCCUCCACCACCCUCCACUGACAACUUCACCUCUCCAAGAGCCCCCCCACACCCGCCGCCAGUUCCUCCCACUCACAAAGCUAAUGAGUCUAUUAGCACAGUCACAAGUGAUUCAUCCAAAGAUGUGGUCUCCCCAGGAAGUGGUCUGCCUCGUUACAGUGCGCAGGGUGAUUUCUCCAUGGAUGAAGAUUUCGCACGCCUCUUGUCAAACCAGGAGCAAGAGAAAGAUAAUGGCGUUUUGCGACGUGUCUCGAAUGCAAUGUCUAAGCAUGGCCGAAGCUUUAGCGAUCGGGGUUCUGUGAAUUCCCGCGGACACAAGAAGUGGCCGACAAACGGCUCCAUUGACAUCAGUAGCCCUACGGUUGCAUCACCCGAUUCGCGAGAGGAAAGCAUCAAUCUACGCAAUGAGCUUCGCAGAGCACAGCAGCGGAUUACAGAGCUGGAGACUGAAAAGAAUGGCCUCCAGGAGACCGUGCACAGCGCAGCCGACAUCAAACAAGCAAACACCAUGCUACGCGAGAAGCGAAACACUAUGGCUGUCUUAGACACCCAGCGCGAGAUGGUGAUCCGUGAAUUGGAGAUAAUGACCGAGCAUCUGCACCGCGCCAAAGACAACAACAAGGCCGUAGACAUCAGCGAGCUGAAGUCGGACAUUCUCAAAGACUUUGCAGGCUCCUUACAGAAGCUCAAGGACCAACUAGGUGGCCAAAUCGAGGAUCUAAUCUCAAAGAGGACAGAGCUCACUGACGAGAUCUCGAGCUUGAUCCAGAUGAAAGACAAAGGAUUCCAAGAGUAUGAAUCACUUAGCGCCCAGAACACUAAACUGUCGAACAUGAAUCGUGACCUCGUCGAAUCGAUUCAAAGGACGCUCAAAGACAAUAAACAUCAAAACGGCGGCGCUGGCCUCGAUGUCGGUCGUUCUCCUGCGAGCGGCUUGGGCAUUUAUCACACUCACUCUAAAGGCGGAAAGUCCGACCUUUCGAUUGAUCUACAGGCCCUUGCACAUGAGCCAUCCUUCUCUAACCUCCACGAAACCGAGAGCGAAGCCACACUGGUGCAGCCACACGUUGUCAACAUUCGCAAGACGGGCAAACCCACCAAAUUCAAUUGGAAGAAGGGUGGCCAAGCCAUUACGAAGAACGUGACGAAGGGAUUCAAGGGCGCCUUUGGACCCUCAGAUUCGAGACGCGAGGACGAAUACAACAACAGCAUCAAAGUCAUUGGCACGCCAUACGGCUCAGUGCACCACACCCAGCCCGACAUCUCAUCCAUGCAGAAUGCCAUCAAACCGAAGGAACUCGAGCCAAAUGCAAAUGCACGGGGAUGGUUCAGUAACAAAGCCAACAACAACGGCAAGCCUACGAACGACCGUUUCAAGCAACAGAACACCAGCAGCACGAAUUUGGCCGUCGACAGCAGCACCACGCUCUUUGGUUCUGAUCUGACUGCUCGCACUGAGUUUGAGAAGCGGGUCAUCCCAGCAAUCGUCAGCAGAUGUAUUGAAGAAGUUGAGCUACGAGGCAUGGACGUCGAGGGCAUUUACCGUAAGAGCGGUGGAUCCUCUCAGGUCAACCAAGUGAGGAAUGGGUUCGAGAAGAACGAGAACUAUGAUAUUUCGGAUCCCGAUCUGGAUAUCCAUGCAGUGACGUCCGCGUUGAAACAGUACUUCCGCAGAUUGCCUGUGCCACUGAUCACGUUCGAUGUCUAUGAUCAAUUCCUGGAAGCAGGCCAAAUCGAAGACCAGGAGAAGAAGGCUCGCGCUUUGACUGCGGCCGUUAAUGAGAUACCUCGCGCUCACCGUGACUGUCUCCAAUUUUUGGUGUUCCACUUGUCGCGAGUCAUCCAGCAUGCCAACGACAACCUCAUGACUCCUCUCAACCUCGCUGUCGUGUUCGCGCCCACGAUCAUGCGUCCCAUGGAAAUCCAGCGCGAAUUGACCGACGUCCAGUCCCAGCGAGUUGCCGUGCAGGCGCUGUUUGAGAACCAUCGCCACGUUUUUGGCAGCGAAGACUAAAAGGAGGAUGGAACUCUUAUCGAAUACCCACGACCACGUUUACCCCAUUCCAAUCUCGCCAGUCACUUUCUACGACUUGUAA